This is a messenger RNA of Diabrotica virgifera virgifera (western corn rootworm), 526 nucleotides long. RefSeq lists its product as uncharacterized. The record is from RefSeq and is a predicted model, not a curated record. The transcript has 3 exons. Lineage: Eukaryota; Metazoa; Arthropoda; Insecta; Coleoptera; Chrysomelidae. Bases 53 to 463 code for a protein of 136 amino acids.
UAUCGAUUUUUGACAAAUUGUCAUACCUAUAGACCUAAAUUCCAGUAGAAACAUGUCGGAGGCAAUUAAUAAAGCGCAAACUGAUAUCUACGAUGAAGAAUUUUUCAAUAAUUUGCAGCUGGCGAAACCGUUAGUGGAGGCAAUGGGAUUAAAAAAAGACAGACAUAUUUGCAAAAAGUGGAUCCAAAAAUUGUGUAAUUUAAAGUCUGACGAUCCUGUGGUCAAAAAAAACCGAAAUGCCUUCUUUAAAUAUAUGCUUCGUAUAAUACAUCGAGCCGCUGAAAAAGAGGCCGAAUUCCCAACUGUUGAUCCGGAAGAUGAUGAAAAACAAGAACUGACAUUUACCAGCAAAUGGUCCCAAGACAAUCGCACUUACAUUGCUGUUAAACCUUUGCCAGGACAAGGAGCCCUAAUCUAUAUGGCAGUUGCGUCAGAUCCCCAACUUGGUUGGGACCAUCCUUAAAUUUCUUCAUUCUUUAUUUUUUAUAUUCAUUAAUAUAUUUACGAAAACAAAUAUUUUUAUUUA